Molossus molossus (Pallas's mastiff bat) is the source of this 3031-nucleotide messenger RNA. It is a transcript of the gene METTL22, whose product is annotated as methyltransferase like 22. NCBI's taxonomy places the organism in Eukaryota, Metazoa, Chordata, Mammalia, Chiroptera, Molossidae. Gene Ontology annotation, cellular component: nucleus. Gene Ontology annotation, biological process: protein methylation. The transcript has 10 exons. The record is from RefSeq and is a predicted model, not a curated record. Gene Ontology annotation, molecular function: protein methyltransferase activity. Bases 281 to 1522 code for a protein of 413 amino acids.
GGCAGUCUGAACCCUGCAGCGAGAGGGCUCGGUGGGACUUCAGGCUGCGGGCUGUAGCAAGUAAACCCCUGGGAGAGGCGGCGGGCGGGAAGGGGACCUCCUGGCAUCAGCCCCCGUCUUGAAGUCCUGCCUCUGACCUGAAGCCCAGCACCUCACUCUCGGCCCCAGAUAGAGCGAGCACAGGACAAACUGUUGGUGAUCGUUGUGUCAAUCUAAGCAGUGCUGCUGUUCUGUGAGUAACGUGGAGUUCGGGCCAUGGUGGCUGGCUCCCACCCCAACCAUGGACGAGGUCACCUUCAAAAGCGACACUGUGCUCUCAGACGUACACCUCUACACCCCCAACCAGAGACACCUCAUGGUGCGGCUAAACAGCAUGGGGCAACCCGUUUUUCUGUCCCAGUUCAAGCUUCUGUGGAACCAAGACUCUCAGAUAGACUCAGGAACUGAGGGUGGUGAUUACAGAGAUGAUCCCACAGAAGGAAAUUCUGCUGGGACAGGCAGCCCCCAGCCCCCUCCUGGGAGUGGCUGCAGCAGCGAAGGUGUUUCCCUCCAGACCGGUGCUGACACCACUGGCCAGGAAGGGGCAGGAGUUCAGCUGGACGAAGAUGGGGACUUAGAUGUCUUGAGAAGACCACGAGCUGCCUCUGACCCCGACCCUGCAUGGCCUCCGAGAGACAAGGUACACCCCAUGAUUCUAACGCAGGAAGAAGAUGAUGUCCUGGGAGACAAAGCACAGGAGAGCAGCACCCACACUGUCAUCAAAAUAGAACACACCAUGGCCACGCCCCUGGAGGAUGUUGGCAAGCAGGUGUGGCGGGGGGCCCUGUUCCUGGCUGACUACAUCCUGUUCCAGUGGGACCUCUUCCAGGGACGCACCGUGCUGGAGCUGGGGGCCGGCACGGGGUUCACCAGCAUCAUCGCAGCCACCGUGGCACAGACCGUGUAUUGCACAGAUGUCGGUGCAGAUCUCUUGGCCAUGUGCCAGCGAAACAUUGCCCUCAACAGCCACCUGAUUGCCCCUGGAGGCAGUGUGGUCAAGGUCAGAGAACUGGACUGGCUGAAAGACGACCUCUGCACAGACCCUGCAGUCCCCUUCAGCUGGUCGGAAAAGGACAUCUCCGACCUGUACGACCACACCACCAUACUGCUCGCAGCCGAAGUGUUCUACGACGAGGACCUGACCAACGCUCUGUUUAAAACGCUCGUCCAACUCGCUCACAGACUGAAAAACGCCUGCGUGGCCAUUCUCUCUGUGGAGAAGCGGCUGAACUUCACGCUGAGUCACCUGGACGUCACGUGCGAAGCCUAUGACCACUUCCACGCCUCCCUGCACCAGCUGGAGAAGCUCCAGGAUGGCCAGCUGCGCUUUUCGGUGGAGCGGGUGGAAGCCGCCUUCCCGCAGCGCCUCGUGUACGAGCGCAUCCAGCAGCUGGUAGGUGCGGCCGCCGCCUCGGGCCACUGGUUGCUCCAGCGUGAGGCUGUUGAGCCCGGCAACAUGCUCUCUUCAGUGAGCCUGUGGUAGGGUCCCCCCGCUCUUAGCAGUCACCAUGUCCAGGGGGGCCUGCCAGAUGAAUCGUCAGCUUUUUGAGACUCCAGAGGAAGCAGGACCCAGGGCAGAAGGUUGCUGAGGAAGCAGGAAGGGGGCGGGGGACUUGGUUGGGCUGGAGAUCUUGAUGUAGGGACUGCAUUGCUGAUGACGACAUUUUCACAGAGGACAGGUGCUGGCCUCUUGGGCCAGGCAGGCUUGUCUGAGCACAGGUGACCCUUCUGGCCCUGCACAGUGGGAUUUUAUCACCCUGGGCCUCCUAGUAACCAUCCUGAGGACGACACCUGUGCCAGGCGCUGGGCUGGGCUUCUUCCAUCCACUGCCUCAGUUUAUCUGCGUAAGUCACCCCACCAGAGAACAGGCUGGGACUUAAUCCUACAGCCAUGUGACUGCUGAUGACUGUUUUUAAACCCAGCACUUGGAGAGAAUUUGAAAAGUCAAAAUUACCCUUAAAAAUUCUGUAACAUUACCAGGAGCUGCAUCCCUCGCCGGAAGUCAUGUCUUCUGUGCUCUUUACCUUCGGGCCGUGGCCUCCCUUUCCUGGGUCUGUGGGGACCUGGGCCUGGUGCCAAGGGCGAACAGGGAGGAGGCAGCCCGGGCCCUCGCCCUCGCUCCUGUCUGUCCCAGAGCAAGCACAGCGGUUCGUUUGUGCGGUGGCCACUCAUGAGGAGGCGUGUGUGUGACGGGAUGUAGAGUCUGCUCCGACUCCCGCGACCCUGUGCAUGGAUGACGUCGUGUCCUGUCAUCGGCCCCCUGCUCAGCCCCACGUGUGCCUACAGCUUCUUCGGGGAGUCAGCCCACCUUGUGCUUCCCUGCUCCCUUCUGAGUUUCCCAGCACUACUGUCUCUGCCCGAGAACCCUGCCCUCGGGAUGCGCCCGGACAGGACAGCUCCGCCGUGUCUUUCUGCCCGCAGCGCUGUUUCAGGCGGAUUUGCUCUGGGACCCACUUGUUCCUCUCUGGCGGUCUGGGCUGCUCGUAGACCUCUCGACACCUUAUUUCAAAUGAAUCCUUUCAGUCUCCUGUCCAACUUUCCACUUCUGUGUGCUGCUCUGCCGCCUCUGGGCAGCCUCCCUCCCGUUGGCCUCGCUGCUUGUCAGCCUCCGGUAGACGGCAGACGGGACCUGAGGUUCCCACUAAGCACCUGGGGUGUUGUUCUCCGCCUGUGGCCAAGAAAAGCAGCCGCUUCUAAAUUCAGCAGCCACAGCACAUGGUACCAAAGACCUCCCCAGAUGGAGAAACUGGAGAGUUGCUGCCAUUUUCUGACCUGUUGGUCACGUGGCAUCCUGACACCUCCUGGUCUCACGCUGGGACUCACCCGUCCAGCGUCUCUCCCACAGCAAAGCAGAAAGCAGCCCAGGACAACGCGACCGAGAAGCCGGGGGCGCGCCCCAGCCCUGCAGCGGCUCAUGCUGCCUCUGGCUCACGUGCCAUGUGCUCUUUGCUAAUUACGUCCCUUUAUGAAAUUGGAAACCUUGUGUGGGCAU